AGCAUCCAGCAGAAAAUGUCUCAGUACUCGGGAAAAAUCACUUUCUACGAAGGUAAAAGCUUCACGGGCAGAAAGCUGGAGGUCUGCGGCAGCUGCAGCAGCUUCCAGGACCGAGGUUUCCUCAACCGGGUCAACUCCAUCUGCGUCCAGAGUGGGGCUUGGGUCUGCUUCGACCACCCCAACUUCCGAGGGCAGCAGUACGUCCUGGAGCACGGCGACUAUCCCGAUUUCUGUCGCUGGAAUGGCCACGGCGACCGCCUGGGCUCCUGCCGGCCCGUCCGUAACCACGGCGAGCAUUACAGGAUCGAAAUAUUUGAGGGGAGCCAUUUUAGCGGUCCCAGCCUGGAGCUGACAGAAGAUUGCUCCUUCCUGCAGGGACAAGGCUGGGACAAGACCUGCAUCAACGCCCUCAAAGUGUACGGCGAUGGCGCGUGGGUGCUGUACGAGGAGCCCAACUACCGAGGCCGUAUGUACGUGGUGGAGCGGGGUGAGUUCAGCAGCUUCAAUGCGUGGCAGGCGCGCAGCGCAACUGUCCAGUCCAUCAGAAGAGUCAUCAACUACUUCUAG
This is a messenger RNA of Opisthocomus hoazin, 567 nucleotides long. Lineage: Eukaryota; Metazoa; Chordata; Aves; Opisthocomiformes; Opisthocomidae. The record is from RefSeq and is a predicted model, not a curated record.